UUUGCAAAAGAAAAAAGCUACUUCUCGGACUUGUUAAAUUAACCUCCUCUCUCUAUCAAAUCCCAAAAUCAUCUCUUUUGGGUUUCUAGGGUUAAGGCACCGAUCUGAACGAUGUCGUCAGAGAGGAAGAUAACACUGAAAAGCUCGGACGGCGAGACGUUCGAGGUGGACGAGGCGGUGGCCUUGGAGUCUCAGACGAUAAAGCACAUGGUCGAGGACGAUUGUGCGGACAAUGGGAUCCCACUUCCCAACGUCACCAGCAAGAUCUUGGCCAAGGUCAUCGAGUACUGCAAGAAGCACGUCGACGCUGCUAAGCCCGACGACCGCCCUUCCAACGAUGAGGACCUCAAGGCCUGGGACACCGACUUUGUCAAGAUCGACCAGGCCACCCUCUUCGAUCUCAUACUGGCUGCAAACUAUUUGAACAUAAAGAGCUUGCUGGACCUGACUUGCCAAACGGUGGCGGACAUGAUCAAGGGCAAAACACCUGAGGAGAUUCGCAAGACGUUCAACAUUAAGAACGACUUUACGCCCGAGGAAGAGGAGGAGGUCCGCAGGGAGAACCAAUGGGCUUUUGAGUGAAGACCUAGAGAUGAAGAAACCUGUUUUUGUGGUUUGUUGCUCUUUUUGAGCUAGUGGCUGUGGAAUGCUGUUUCUAUCUAUUAUCUGAAAAUUUUCUUUACUUAGUGAAGUACUUUUGUUUGGAUAUUUGUUCUUCUGCAGAUGACAAUCAUUUUCUUCCACCUUACCCCCUGCUCUUCUAGAUCUACAAACUGUGAUGUUUUCUGGUUCUCUUUUGUUAUAUGUUAAUAUGGUAAAAAUGUGCUUCUUAUUA
Prunus dulcis (almond) is the source of this 835-nucleotide messenger RNA. RefSeq names its product SKP1-like protein 1B. The transcript is spliced from 2 exons. Gene Ontology annotation, molecular function: cullin family protein binding. The record is from RefSeq and is a predicted model, not a curated record. The coding region runs from base 112 to 582 and encodes 156 amino acids. Gene Ontology annotation, biological process: SCF-dependent proteasomal ubiquitin-dependent protein catabolic process. NCBI's taxonomy places the organism in Eukaryota, Viridiplantae, Streptophyta, Magnoliopsida, Rosales, Rosaceae. Gene Ontology annotation, cellular component: nucleus; cytoplasm.